AUGAGGCAGAUGAGAGUGCUCCUCUUGAAGAAUAAAACAGCUCAGCUCGAUAAUUACGAAGUUGCAUUCAAGUCAAAUGGAUAUGAAACAUUCUUCGUUCCUCUGAUAGCACAUACCCAUGUCCCUGAAGAGUUGCUCGGUCUGAUCAACGAUAAAGACUAUGUCGAGAGCCUAAAGAAUAUUGUUGUGAGCUCACAAAGAACAGUCGAAUGUUUGAGUGAAUCUGUUUUACCGAAGCUGAACUCAGCAACCGCUGAAAUGUUACUGAGCAAGACUGUCUACGCUGUUGGCGCAGCAACUGAGGAGUUCCUUGCGAGGAUUGGUUUCAAGAAUGUGAAAGGCGGCAAGAACGCCGGAACUGGAAGCAUUUUGGCUGAUUUGAUCACGCAAGACCUUCUAGAGCAGGGUCAAGAGGCGGCGAGAGACUCUGAGAUCCUUUCAUUGGUUGGCCAAAUUCGCAGAGAUGUAAUUCCUAAUAAGCUAUCCAGCAAAGGCUUCAAGGUUAAAGAAGUAGUGACAUACCAAACUGUGAAUCUAGAGGACAAUUUAGAGAGAUUUCAAAAGGUCGUUUCACCCCACAGUUGGGUCGUUCUCUUCAGUCCCCAAGGUACAGAAGAAAUACUAUUGGAGCUCAAGAAGCAUCCUGAUACUAAGAUAAAGAUCGCCAGCAUUGGACCUACAACGGAAAAAUAUCUCAAUGAGAACGGAAUCCAACCGCAAGUGGUCAGUCCGAAGCCUGAUUCAAAUAGCCUUCUGAAUGCAAUAAAGUUAUCCGAAGAGAACUAA
Messenger RNA from Torulaspora globosa, 786 nucleotides. It is a transcript of the gene HEM4, whose product is annotated as uroporphyrinogen-III synthase HEM4. The record is from RefSeq and is a predicted model, not a curated record. Lineage: Eukaryota; Fungi; Ascomycota; Saccharomycetes; Saccharomycetales; Saccharomycetaceae. Gene Ontology annotation, biological process: uroporphyrinogen III biosynthetic process. Gene Ontology annotation, molecular function: uroporphyrinogen-III synthase activity. The transcript has a single exon. The coding region runs from base 1 to 786 and encodes 261 amino acids.